This is a messenger RNA of Lingula anatina, 2150 nucleotides long. Its product is annotated as carbohydrate sulfotransferase 11. NCBI's taxonomy places the organism in Eukaryota, Metazoa, Brachiopoda, Lingulata, Lingulida, Lingulidae. Gene Ontology annotation, molecular function: sulfotransferase activity. Gene Ontology annotation, cellular component: membrane. The record is from RefSeq and is a predicted model, not a curated record. Gene Ontology annotation, biological process: carbohydrate biosynthetic process; proteoglycan biosynthetic process.
GGUUUGUGGUCCGACAGAAGCAGCAAUUACAAGUGCGUUUCAACAAUCACUUUCUUGUUUGUCGAAGCCGAACGAAUAAAUCUAUUGCUCCCCGAGAGAUGGCGUUGAAUGUUCGCAUUCUAAUUGAAAGCAGACUCUGGGAGCCGAAGCCACACAUGGACGGUUUAACUCCUCCACAAACACGGUGCUAAGACAAUGGCUUCAGGAUCGCCCGGCGCGUAGACGUUUGUGAGGAGACUUCGCAACCCUUCGCUACCCCCAACACUCUGCUGAAAGCUGGGGGUGUCGUCAGAGAGAGCCGAGAACUUCGACUCAGGGUGAAAUUUACAGCACUUUUUUUCAGAUGAUCUCGGCCUAGUUUCUGCUUAGUACCAGUAGGUUCUACAAUGGGGAAGCUGCGCUGUUGCAAGAUGCGGGUUUUUGCCGUUGUUCUAGGAUGGAUGGCUCUCGUAGUAUCCGUGGUGUUGCUGGUGAAUCUGCUUUCAACAGAUAGAGUAAUCUAUGGCAUGCCUCCCCAACACAGAAGAAUGGUUAUAUCACUAAGCGAUGAAGCACUUGCAAAAAUUCAAGAAGAACGCCAAGAAACUGUCAGAAAAUUCUGCAAGGCAAACGGAAUUCAUCCUACAUCAAAUGUAGACCCAAGUUUACUUGAUCAUCUCUAUGUAGAUGACAAGCAUAAGCUCAUAUACUGUAAAGUUCCAAAAGUGGCUUCAACAAAUUUUAAAAGGAUAUUAGUUGUGGCUAUGGGUCUUGUCAACACCACUGAUCCCAUGAAAAUUAGCGGCUCCGAUGCUCACGAAAAACAUUUUAUACCCAAGCUCAGUUCUUACUCGCCAGAAGAAGUCCGGUAUCGUUUGGAUACGUAUUUCAAGUUCAUGUUCGUGCGGGAACCUCUAGAAAGACUGGUGUCUGCAUAUAGGAAUAAAUUCACUUUACCCUACAGCCAAUAUUUCCAAAAAGUGUUUGGAAGAAAAAUAGUCUAUCUCUAUCGCAAAAAUGCCACAAAGGAUUCUCUGAAGAAAGGGAACGAUGUGACUUUUGAGGAGUUUAUUCGUUAUCUGACUGAUGCCAAAAAAUCUUCUGAACAGCUCAAUGAGCAUUGGCGGCCAUUUUACCGCCUUUGUCACCCUUGUGUUAUACAAUAUGAUAUAAUUGGAAAAUACGAAACACUUGCAGACGAUGCAGACUACAUUUUACGAAUGGUGGGGCUAGAUGACAUACUCUCUUUUCCAACUAUGCCACCAAGAACCGGACUUAGCACGAAGGAAAGAACACUGACAAUGUUUCAGAAUUUAUCCCCCAUAGAUAUUCACAAUUUAUGGGAAUUGUUCUCUGUAGAUUUUGCUCUUUUUGGCUAUGAAUAUCCCCAUUUCAAAGGUGUCAAGUCAUUACCUACAGCAAAGAUAAAUACAUCAAAAAACAAGAUGGUUAAGGUGCAGAAACUGACUGCCAAGGAAAAAAUAAAAGGUUGAUGUUUAGAUAGAGCUGAGAUUUAUUUUAUGUACACAGUAUCUGGCAAAGAAGUAUGAAGAAUAUAAAGCGGUAAAAAAGGAUAAUUUACUGGGGGUGUGAAGAUUGAAUAAUGAUUUUUUUAGGGAACAGUGCAGUUACACUCGAAUGUAAGUGUUGUCAAUAGCUGAGUAAGACUGACUGUUGAUUUGACCAGAAAUAUAAAUUGAAGCACAAGUUGCAAAAGGACCAAAUGUGUGAACGCACAUUCAAUAAGUAAGGGAAUGAUGGUUUGUUUAUCAGAUUGACUUCAUUUUAUCUUUGUUGAGCAGCAUUUUUCCUUUACUGCAUAACUUGCAUAAAAACCUUUUUACAUUCACAAUUUUGCAUGUGAAGUUAUGAAUUUACAAAAGGUACAUGUCAUUUGGCUGUUAUCAUUGUUUUUCCCUCGCAGAAACCAGUUUCCUGUUUUUAUUUAAUAAUGUUUGUUUUUGUGUACUUUUUCUCCAAAAGAAAAUGUGUAUUGAUAGAAACUAGUCAGUAAUCAUGUACCUUAUGACUCUAGUCUGACUCAAAUAAUAUGUUAUAAAAGUUAUGGAUUAUUUUAGAAUUACAAGUUAUUGAUUGAUGUUAAAAUGUUUUUUUUUCUUCUUAUAAUGGAUAAAGAACAAACACACAUGCACCCCAUUUCCAUAGAUUAG